Molecule: messenger RNA, 2832 nt
Organism: Fusarium oxysporum Fo47
Lineage: Eukaryota; Fungi; Ascomycota; Sordariomycetes; Hypocreales; Nectriaceae
Exons: 4
Coding region: 32-2410 (792 amino acids)
Biological process (GO): regulation of DNA-templated transcription; DNA-templated transcription
Molecular function (GO): zinc ion binding; DNA binding; DNA-binding transcription factor activity, RNA polymerase II-specific
Source: RefSeq, a predicted model, not a curated record
AAAAAAAAAAAAAAAAAAAAAAAACCGGCACAUGAUGGCAUCUCUACAUAACCCGCCUUCUCAGCCAACCACUUCCGACCAAGUAAUGGCAGACAGUGACACGAUUACAUCUGCAUGGAGCCUCGCCCGAGACGAGCAACAGCCACCGCAACAGCGACCUCAGCGAGAUAAACAGCCAAAGACACCCAAGCGAGUUUGUACAGCAUGUCGCCGUCGCAAAGUCGGCUGUGAUAAGAAGCAGCCGUGCCAGAACUGCAAAAAGGCGGGCAAUGAUUGCGUCUACCCUCCGAGUAAUGAUGCCAAUGCGCACCAGAUGAUCCGCGACGAGCGAUUACUUGAGCAGCUCAACCGCUUAGAGCCAAUGUUCAAAACGUUAGCCAGCUACGCCGAUCGGGGCAUGUUGCCUGCUGUAGUAGGUUCAAUGCUACCAGAGGCUGCCAACAACAAUCAUUGCUCGCCAACUCCUCCCACUCCUCAACAUUCAGCCGGCUCUGGUAGCGCAAGAGAUCGGCCGGUAUAUCGCCCUGUAGGCACCCAGCAGACUGCAACACAACAGACUCCAAGUCCUCUGGGUCAGCACUCACAACCACAAGGUUCCGAAUUGACCGGCGGCGAGGGACAGUCUAAGUCUAGCAAGGGCAAAGGGACCCCAGGUUCGGCUUGGUCGUCGCUGGGGACAUCCACCGGUAAGCUGGUCAAGGACGACGGUCGACAUCGAUACGUGAGCGGGACGUUUUGGGAGUCUCUGCAUAAUGAGGGUGAUAUGAACGGGAUGACAACAGGUGAUAAUGAGGACGAAGACGACGACGACGACGACGACGACGACGACGAGUGCGACGAUGAUCCGCCACGACCCAGCCUCGGCUCGCUACAAUACGCCCUCAUCUUCAACAACAACUUCCAGCAAAGAGCAUCAGAUUCUAUCCAUCCACCCCAUUCGCACAGACUUCAGGCUUGGAAGCUAUUCAAAGAAAACGUACACCCUCUUGCUACCAUUUUGCACGUACCUUCAGUGGAACCUUUAGUCCUCCAGGCGAUGCAGAACACACAGAACCUUGCGCCUCGUAUCGAGGGUCUCUUGUUCGUUAUAUAUUUUGGUGCCGUCAACAGCCUUAGCCCAGAUGACUGCGAAUUACAGUUCGGGUCACCGCAAUCUGCUCUGCUGGUAGGGUUCAGGCGGGGCGUAGACAGUGCUCUCGUGCGCUCAAGGAUGAUGGAGACGGACGACAUGCUCAUACUGCAGACGUUCGUCGUUUACUUAGUGAUCUUGCGAUCGGUCGACCCUACAUACUCUUGGAACAUGACCGGUCUAGCCGUUCGACUCGCCCAGGCUCUUGGAAUGCACCGUGACGGAAGGCUUCUGAACCUCAGCCCGUUUGAUGCCGAAAUGCGGCGCCGGCUUUGGUGGGGUAUAUGUAUUCUGGAUACUCCCGCUUCAGAGGAAUAUUCGGGCUCGACUGGUGUCUUAGAGCUCAGUAGCUUCGAUUCCAGGCCCCCUCUCAACGUCAACGAUUCCGAUCUGCAUCCAGAUAUGACGGAUGAUCCAGCCGAGUCUCAAGACUUGACGGACAUGUCCUUCACUGUUGCUCGAUGCUGGGCCUCAAAUGUCUGGCGAACCAUGAUUGAUACGCGCAGAGCCGAUCCAGAUAGCGAAAAAAGCUUCCAGUUGAUGACAUUGGCAGAGAGGCAGAGCUGGGUCGACAGAAAGUCGCAGGAGAUUAGUGGCCGAUUUUCUGGUGACACAAACUCGAGGAAGUCGCUUCACCUAUUGUUGAGUUCCUUCACCGGUACCAUCAUCAAAAAUCUUCGCUUCUUAGCUCUUAACCCACUCGAGCCUGGAUCCCAAUUAGACGAUGACCAAAGAAAACGAGUCCUACAGGAUGCAAUCGAAUGUAUGACACAUUCAUACCGACUACGUACUGAUUCUCUCGUAGCACACUGGUCGUGGUUGACAAAAGGUUACCAUGAGUGGCAUGCAUUCGCUAUCAUAUUAUCAGAGCUAUCCAACCGACCGUUGGUCAGAGAUGCCACCAAGGCAUGGCAGGUGAUAGAACAAAGUGCUGUACUGCGCUGGGAUUCAUCAACGCGACACCGAAAGGUGCAUCAGUGGCGGUCGGUAAUGAGAGGUAUUGACAAGGCUAGAAGACGCCGGAAGAAAGAGUUGGGGCGUCGUAAAUCUGCCAAUACGACCCCGUCUUCAACCCUUCCACUUGAAACGGGCCCAGCAAUACAGCAAGGGCUGUCGGACCAUCCACAGGCACAUCAGAGUGACUUCCCUUCACUGGAAAAUGCCUUGAAUCACGAGUUUCAAGUAUCCAUGAGCCAAGCGGAUGAAUUUAUGGGAUCUCUGUUAAGCCCUGUUGAUCAGUGCAAUUUCAGUGGUGACGAUGGGCAACUGUAUUAUCUUUGACAAAAGCCAAGCUACGAUAGAGUAGAUCAAACUUUAAACGCAUCAAAAAAGACUGCAGCAGACAUCUUGACUAUAUAAUAACCCCGUGUACUGAGUUCUGAUGCCGGUUCAACCCGCUAGAUCCGAGGCUUCGGACUACGUCGGUCUGGUGCUCGGGCUCGUUAAGAGACUGACGGGUUUCUGAUGGACACGUCGGGUACAGAUAGAACGGUACGUCAAGGUCAGCGGCCGCCCCGAAGACAGGUCAGAAUCGGAGGUCAACGUAGUUAGUACAAUCAAUAUGGGCUCUGCCAGUGCUCCGACUAACCCGAGUCCCGGACACAGCGCCGAAGUUUGGUAGUUGUCGCGUCGGGCUCGCACACUGGAAAGAUAGCAAACCCGGCCAGACGAACUGGACAGAGUUAUACCAAUCUAGCCAGCUC